CCGGGGCGGGAGCGCUGCCUCCUGCGCGGCAAGCACGUUUCUGCAGGUCGCCUUCGCUCUCUGGCCCGGUGGCCGGCUGGGGCCCUCCGGGAAGGACGGGAGGGCGAGGGCCUGCGGGGACGGUGGAAAUAGCAGCAGUCCAGAAUUCACGGUGAAUCAGUCAGUAACAAGCAAAUGUGCCUACACAAUGGGAGAGAAACAGAAAGUGGACCCAUUUUCCACUUUUAGCUUUCCAAAAACCUGUCAGACUUGACAUGGGAUCCAUGCUGAUGGACACAAUUGACCUCAUCAAAAUGGUGGACUUAGAAGAAAGCCAGCUCUGCCCCUUUAUUCCCUUAAAGGACUAUCAAGAUUCUCUUCCUUUAUCUUAAGAUAUUUUGUAAGAGAUGGAGAGCAUGACAGAACUUUCACCAUCUAUAAGCGCGGAAAGCUCUGGAGUGUUAGCUGACUUCCAGUCGCUGGCAAAUGGAUCGGAUGGAUCUGUCCAUACAGAUUCUCUUUCACCAGCAUCAAGCCCCUCAUCUGUGAAUCUUGCCGCUCUUCCAAAUAGCAAAGAUGAGCUCCCCAGUGUGGUUUUAAACAUUGAAUGUAGAAUCUGUGGAGAUAAAGCAUCGGGCUAUCACUAUGGAGUCCAUGCGUGUGAAGGCUGCAAGGGCUUCUUCAGGCGAACUAUCAGGCUAAAACUGGUUUACGACCGAUGCGAUCGCAACUGCAAAAUCCAGAAAAAGAACCGUAACAAGUGCCAAUACUGUCGUUUUCAGAAGUGCCUUUCCGUUGGAAUGUCUCAUAAUGCAAUUCGAUUUGGACGGAUGCCCAGAUCAGAGAAGGCAAAGCUGAAAGCUGAAAUUCAAACAGGUGAACUUUGUAUAGAAAAUUCCGAAGUCGCGGAUCUUAAAUCACUUGCCAAGAGAAUUUAUGAAGCCUAUUUGAAAAACUUUAAUAUGACCAAGCUCAAAGCCAGGCUCAUACUUGUGGGGAAAGCCAGUAACAAUCCUCCAUUUGUCAUACAUGAUAUGGACACGUUGUGCAUGGCCGAGAAGACGCUGGUGGCAAAGCUGGUGGGCAACGGCAUCCAGAACAAGGAGGCCGAGGUGAGAAUUUUCCACUGCUGCCAGUGCACCUCGGUGGAGGCUGUCACAGAACUUACGGAAUUUGCCAAAUCAAUUCCUGGCUUCUGUAGCCUAGACCUGAAUGACCAGGUGACCCUGUUGAAAUAUGGGGUUUAUGAAGCCAUCUUUGCCAUGCUGGCCUCCAUGAUGAACAAAGAUGGCAUGCUUGUUGCUUAUGGAAAUGGUUUCAUAACGCGAGAAUUCCUCAAAAGCUUAAGGAAGCCUUUUUGUGAUAUCAUGGAGCCGAAGUUUGACUUUGCAAUGAAAUUCAACGCCUUGGAGUUAGAUGACAGUGACAUCUCUCUCUUCGUGGCUGCUAUAAUAUGUUGUGGAGAUCGGCCAGGCCUGGUAAACAUAGGACACAUUGAAAAGAUGCAGGAAAGCAUUGUACACGUACUAAAACUUCACUUAGAAAGCAACCAUCCGGAUGACAUCUUCCUAUUCCCCAAACUUCUCCAGAAACUGGCAGAUCUCCGGCAGCUUGUCACAGAACACGCUCAGCUUGUUCAGAUAAUCAAAAAGACUGAAUCCGAUGCACACUUACAUCCUUUGCUACAAGAAAUAUACAGGGAUAUGUAUUAAGGUGGUUUCAGUUUUGUACCAUAGGUAAAGCAGUAGCGACACGACCAGCCACCUCAGCCAGAUGGUCUCCGUUGUGCUUCAGAUGGAACAUUUGCGAUCCUAAAAUCUAGGUAACUGGAAUAUCUGCUUCUCUUGCAGGAAUUCAGUAAUUGAAGGACGUUGCAUAAUGUAGAGAGAGAUGAUGAUAAGCUGUGAUUGAUUUGAAAUUUGGGCCAUGGUGGGAAUUUUGUCGUGCCACAACUUAACAUAACUCACGAAUAGAAUGCCUUCUGACGUUUCUGCACUUUUAAGCAUUUGUCCCCUGCUUCAUUAAUGGGUGAAAGCUAGUAGUUUGGACCGGGAUCCAAAGAGCCAUGGGGGGGGCAGUGGCCGGAAGGGCUCUGAGGUUGUGUUUCUUUCACAGUUUGCAGGAUGAAUUAUAUAUACUUGAAACUCAGGGAUGUUUCGAAAACAGAGAAGGUCAGAGGGUUGGCCAUUAAAGGGGGAAAGGGGAUAUAUUUUAGAUGCAUCUAAAUUUGUUCUUGAGAUCGGUUGCAUUUGGUACUAGAUCAGUGACCACAGAAGAGUUUUUUUUUUUUUUUAAAUACACUACUUUUUUUUGGCUAAGGUUGCAAUCCUAAAUAUGCUUUCCAGGAAGUACGUUCCAUAGAACUAUGUGAAGCCUCUAUAAGGUUAGCUGUGUAGUACCGAAGACUCUGGGUGAGCCCUGAUGGAAUGGGGGAGUGAAGAUUUUCUCCUUCCUUCCUUAGCCCCACCACCUCCUCAAAAUGUACCUCUGAGGGCUGGUGGGAGGGCAGAGUCUCGGGGGGGGGGCGGGGAACAGCCAAAUUUGAAGAGAAGUUGGAUUCCAUCAUUGUGCCGGAUCUUAAGGACUUUGGAAUCUCGGUGGAAUAGGAGCUUCUUCUUACUCUGAUAUGAAUCAAGCUGCGUGACUGAUAACCCAGGCCUAAAACCCCCUUAGUUCUACAGACUAAGGUGGGGCUCAUAGUUUGGCUUCACUUUGGGUGUCAGCUUGAAUUUUCUAAACAAAUGAUGUCAGACUGGAAUUGAAAUGGACUGUAAUCCCGCAUUUAAGGACGAAGAGUACCAUGUUUUGUGGAAGCAAUGUUGAAUACCAUCGGCAUGUAAUUUGCACUGAAAUGUGGAAGAGAAAUCGAGAGUUACUUAACACUAUGGACAUUUCCCAGUUUGGUGGUGGUCGAAGAGGCUAGAAGUCCUUUUGAAAAGGGACGAAACUGCAGCCCAAUCCUUAAAUGGUGGCUUGAUUAAUCUACAGCAGGGUUUCUCAACUGUGGCAACUUUAAGACGGGUGGACUUCAACUCCCAGAAUUCCCCAGCCAGCAUAUGUUGAAGUCCACCCGUCUUAAAGUUGCCACGAUUGAGAAGCCCUGGUCUAUGGAUUUGUCUAAGCCAAAUCUUCCACUUGUAGUGUCUUGUGUAUUUUUAAGACAGUGGAUGUCACAAGUACCAGCAUAGACAGUGUUAGACUUUUAAGGCCUUUAGAUCAUUCAGAUAAUUUAAUACAUUGCAUUUAGUAACCAGGUAUCUUCUAAAACCAUAAUAUUUGAAAUGCUUUGUAUUCUCGAGGGUUGUUUAUUCACCUUUGUUUGGUCAUCUGAACACAAAUUCCAAAGGGGGCUUGUGAUCUUUCAAUGCUAUAUACAACUAUCACUUCAGUUUGCCCUACAAAGGCUUUGAUUUUGGAAAAAUCCCAAAUUUGUCUCAGUUAAAUUAUCUCUCCGGGAGCUCCAUCUUGUAAGAUCUUACAAUAAUUUAGGCGUCCGUUUUUGUGGGUGGUACUUUUUUUUAAAAACCCUGAUUUCUAAAAAUUAUGAAAAGUAUCUGAUGUUUUCCAAAAUCAAAUUGGAAUUAUAAUUAUCUGUAUAUUCUUAAUCAUUUUAGGGGUGAGGAUUUCAUACCAUGGAAAAUAGGCCUGCUUUCUGCAGAGCUCCAAACAACAUUUGACAGGCUAGAAGUUCUUUUAUAAUCAAAGUGUCUUGGACAAACUGUGUGGAAAUCAUAGGCAAAAAUUGUUGAUUUGCGUUAUUUAGAAGCCAACUUUCUUGCAGGGAGUGAUUUUAUUUUAUCAGUUUAUCCCUUACUUUACUUAAAAGUGGCAUUUACUGAUACUGGCUUCCAACUGACCAGAUCUUUCCCUUGUUUGUAAUCUACCAUCAUUUAAACUGUCAUAAGAUGCUAGUUCUGAACUUCCCCACAUGAAACUGACUCGUAAGAAUUAGAAUGGGAGAAAGAAUUCAGACAGAACGGCAGUUUAAGUGCCAAUAAAUUUUAAUAGAAACACAUUGUCUAAAAGUAUGGUAUAAAACUGUUUGCACUAUUAUUCAGAUUACUCAGGAUUGGGGCAAUAAGAUAGAAAUUAACGUUGGGAAGGUUUGUUUCCCCAAAGUAAAACCGACUACCUCAACAAAUUGAAAAAAAAAAACCCGUUGUAAAUCAAAUUGUUCAAGAAAUACUAAUUUAUCAUACUGACAGGCUCAGGAAGGCCUGUGCCUGUGAACCAGAAACAUUUUUCAUACUUUCACCAUGUGAACAGUCUUUGGAGAUAAAAUAAAUGUCUUGCUAUUCUGCUUUUUAAAAAUAUAUAAUUUUUUUUCCCAAAAAAGUGGAAACUUGCAUUCAUAUUAUAUUAUUGCUGCUGGUUUGACCUCUGCUAUGUUGGUGUUCUCUGUGUUGCAUAACCUUUCACUGCUCCUUUUUACUUGCACAUGACGGGAGUUGUGCAAAGGGCGGCCGCAUCGACGGGGCACCCGGAUUGGCGCGCGCUCGGCUGGAUGCCUCCCUGUGAAUUGGCAAUAGGGGGGUGGGAGGGGAAUCUGCCUAAAUAUUCUUUAUAGGUGUUUGUCUCCUAGCACAUGAAGUUUAACCAAUUUCACACUACGGCAAGAUUUUAUGCAUCAAAACUCUUGUGGAGUACUGAUGAUUUCUUUAUGCCCCUUAGCUAGCUAGCUAGCUAGCUAGCUAGCUAAAUAAAUAAAUAAAUAAAUAAAUAAAUUGCUAAGGGGCAUAUAUUUUUAUAUAUAUAUAGCUAAGGGGCAUACAGAAUAGAGAGAGAGAGAGAGAGCGAGCGCACACUAAGGGGCAUAAAGAAAUCAUUAGUACUGAUAUAUAUAUCAGUAUAUAUAUAUAUUGAAGGAGAUUCUGUUGAAAUCAGGUCCAGACACCACAUGGCCAAACCAUUUCUUGAAAUGGCCUGUUUUAAUGACCUUGUUUUGGUGAAGAGGAAGCUGGAGCCAGGACCUCAAAUGCUAUUUUUAGCUGAAACCUAACAGGCAGAAUUGUUUGCUGUGUGAUGGGGAUGAUAACGGAGCAUUGACCUGAUAAGUAGAUUUUUUUUCUGAGAAGGGAAUUUACACGGGUUGGUCUUCUGCAUUGGGUUGAAUUCCUUCGUGCCAGAAAGGGCGUUUAGGCUGCCUCGGAUGGAGACCGUUGGAACUUCAGUGGGACAACGAGGGUUUCCCAGCACAGACCUACCCUGCUUGCGUCCUCACAUUGCAUAACCCCACCCUUGUUUCCAUCACUUCAUGUUUUUGUGGGCGUUGGGGAAGGGAUUUUACGCUCAUGCGGACCCACCCGCCCUAUUUUCUGCCUCUGGUGAGAGAGUUAGGAGGUCAUGUCACUGUUUGAUUGAACGCACUGGAGGUUUUCAUCCGUGUUGUGUGAAAUUGACAUGAACAAUCUUACUGAAUAUUAAUGUCACAGGUUUUAAAUACAAUAGGAGGUUAAUUAAAUAAUAGUAAUAAUCUAACUGAGAUGUCAAGUGUUAGUGGAUGAGUGGGAAAUCCAUUGUGAGCUGGUGGGAAGCAUAAUACUCGGCUUGUCAUCGAUGUGCUGAUGUGCCAGUUUGAGAGGAUCACGUAACGUAAAUGUUUACAGUUACUAUGCAUUCGAUUUUUUUGUCUUACGUGGAGAGGAUUUAAUCUUGAGGCUUCAUAGGAAUCGUUUGACCUCCCGGAUGACUUUCACGAGUAACGAAUUUAAAUGGAGGGAUAACAUGCACUGAAUUUGCACUGUAUUUGUAACUAAAGCUUUUAAAAAUACCUUGGCAGCCCCGUAAAAUCACCUGUACCGCUCUUGAAUCCAAUGAGACGGGGUGAGAUUCCGGUAUCGUUGAAAUUCAUGGGAGAGAUUUGUAGCACCCUUCUUGGUGAAUUAUGCCAGUUAACAGUGGCAGUUGCCGUGUCUGGCCCCCUUCCGUUGGCUGCGCCUCCUCUGAUAUCUAUAGCAAGAUACAAAGCCUUAAUGCUUAUAUUCAGUUCUACUGACUUACAUGUUAUAAAGACUGACCUCGUAUCGGGAACGUCUGCAGCGUAAGGCCACAGAAGUCAAGAUGACGGUGGGAUUGAGCUCUGUCUGUUCUUUCAGUGCGUCAUGGACACACAAGAGCGGGUCACGCUUUGAUCGCACCGUCACAGACGCCAUCCUGAUUUUUUUUACCAUGCCUGCAGACACCCCUGCCUCAGGUAAAGCAGUUGUUGGUAAAGGCAGUUUAAAUAUUUGUAGCUCAAGUUUUGUUUGGAAGCAUUCUAGUAUAAUAUUGACAAUGUAAGUGAUAAAUUAAGCGCAACCACCUUUAAAGAUGGGUUUUUGCCAUGCAAGCUUACGUCAGGCUCAUCAUGCCCAUUUUAAGCAGACGUGAACUGUAAUACUGACUACGACUUCAUCCAUAACUUAAUUUUUCUGCACUUUUUUCCUGGUCUGAGGCAGCAAUAAAACAAAACCAAUGAAGAAUUCAGUCAACUGUAUUGUACUAUAAUUGUCUGCUUUCCAGUGCCUUGUCUCUGAAUGGUUUGGAGUUACCUUGCAUCUCUUAAGCUAUUUCCAAGUUGUAGAGCAAAACACCGAAAGGAGAUCAAAAAUGGGAGCUCAUCUCCAUAUUUAGAUUGUACGGAGGCUGCACUUGUACGAUUAUGACUCAGUGGUUAGGGAAGAAUUGUAGAUUUAGCCCAAGGAUUUAAUAGAUAUUUUUGGUAUUCGGCUUCUUUUGUUAAAUUGUAAAGUAUUCUCACGGUAAACUGAAAAGUCCACAAUGGGAUGAAAAUACUUGUUGACUAUAAAUGGGCAAAUUCCCUUUGAAUUCUAUUUCCGUGUCAAUUCUUGAGGGAUCAGGGAAAAAAUGAAGCUGAAAAUGUUGUAGCAGUUUACUAAGCCGUAUCCCAAAGAUCGUUGUCGACAAACAUUGCGAAGCAUCCUUAGUGGUUUGUUUAAUGACAGAGAAGGGGAAGAGUUUCCAGUUGGGACUUCGUUUCAUGUUUCUUUUCUCACUCCCCUUAUAAAGGGCUGGUACCCGGUAAUUACGCACCUCAGUAGUUCUAUGUCAGGGCACUUUUUGAGCACUUUUACUCCUAUAAGUCCCCCUAUUAUUCCUGUUCCGUAAUGGGGGAAGAGAAACAAUGCAAGUUUAUGCUUCUUAAUAUGCACAACGUCACCUCUUGGCCAUCAUCUUGGAACGUAUCGGAGGGCAGUUGCUAAGUUCACUUAGAGUUCUUGCAAACUCUACAGAAGCGUGGCGUGUCCCUCAGUGCCGCUCGCAGAAUAGGACCAGCUGUUGGUUAUGUUUGACAUAUUCAAGGGAAUCAGAGCAGAUGCACUAUGCAUUUUUUAGUCCCGAAUUGUAUAAAGCAGUGUUGUCCAAACUUGGCCACUUUAAGAUGAGUGGACUUAAACUCCCAGAA
Messenger RNA from Python bivittatus (Burmese python), 7384 nucleotides. It is a transcript of the gene PPARA, whose product is annotated as peroxisome proliferator activated receptor alpha. Gene Ontology annotation, cellular component: nucleus. NCBI's taxonomy places the organism in Eukaryota, Metazoa, Chordata, Lepidosauria, Squamata, Pythonidae. The record is from RefSeq and is a predicted model, not a curated record. Gene Ontology annotation, biological process: positive regulation of fatty acid metabolic process; cell differentiation; negative regulation of cholesterol storage. Gene Ontology annotation, molecular function: DNA-binding transcription repressor activity, RNA polymerase II-specific; RNA polymerase II cis-regulatory region sequence-specific DNA binding; nuclear receptor activity.